GCGCAAGCUCGAGGUUAAAAGCAUUUUGCUGAUCGAUAAAUGUGAAAACCACUACCGUAGAACGUGGUCGUGGAUUGUAUUGUGCGCAUUCUAGGCGCCGUUGGUAGCGCACGACGAAGACGACGACGACGACGACGACGACAACGACGAAGACUACGACGAAGACGACGACGAAAACGACGAAGAAGACGAAGACGAGGACGAGGACGAGGACGAGGACGAGGACGAUAAACAAGGUGACAAACAAGGACGUGUACGAAAACGGUGGUGGCAAAUACAAGAAAGACUACCACCACCACUACCACCACCACCACCACCACCACCACUAUCACUACGACGAAGACGACGACGACGAAGACGACGACGAAGACGACGAAGACGAGGACUACGUGGGCAUCCUUAAUGUCAGACGCGAGUCUGCUCUCGAGCUCAGUUUUGUUUACCGUGUCCUCGCGUAAACACCAACAGAGAGCCGAAGCUAGAGAGGGCUCGAGAAGUGAUGAAGUCCCCUUUCCUACCGGUAAUCGUCGCCACCCUGUUACUGAUCCUCAUCGAGGCACCCGAUCCUGGUGACGGUAUUUCUCACAAUACAGUAAAAACAUGGGCGGAAAAGCUGGGCUUCGAGUUAUCGCAAUUGGGAAAAUACGUGACGAAUGUGGAAAAGUUUCAUGAAAGUUACAAACACGCUCAGGUGGUGAAAAAUGCAGGAGGAGAUUUGGCUGGUGAAAUUGCCGACGAUAUUAAAGCAAUGAUGGAAUCGAAAAUUUCUGCGAUAAGGAGAAUCAUGGAUGUUGCCGAGACGUCAGCCUUAUCAGCACCUGAUGCCGAUCCACCUGAAUCAUUCGAAUUUGUUAACGCGAAAAACACUACGAUAGAUUUAGAAUUGAGUGAUCAUUUUGGUGGACAAGUUAAUUUAAAUAUGUCCGCGGUUCACGUGCCAACAAACGUAUACGAGCGUGCAUCGGAAGUUUUAAGGGCAAUUAAGUGGUCCGAGGAAUUGGACAAGACAUUUAUUAAUAAUUACGAACAAGAUCCAUCAUUGUCCUGGCAAUAUUUUGGAAGUUCUACGGGUUUUAUGAGACAGUAUCCUGCAAUGAGCUGGUAUAUGGAACCGGUAGAUCUAUUCGAUUGCAGAACCAGAAGUUGGUAUAUCGAAGCAGCUACCAGUCCGAAGGACAUUCUCAUACUAAUGGAUACAUCCGGUAGUAUGACAGGAAUGCGUCGUGAAAUUGCACGACACGUCGUUAAUAAUAUCUUGGACACCCUUGGAAAUAAUGAUUUUGUCAAUAUCAUCACGUUCUCCAAUAUUACGAAAGAGGUGGUACCUUGUUUCAAUGAUACAUUGGUCCAAGCAAAUCUAGCAAAUGUGAGAGAACUCAAGAGAGCCAUUUCAAAUUUGGAAACGGUUAACAUCGCUAAUUUUUCUUUAGCAUUAACUACGGCAUUUGAUUUACUUCAAUCAUAUCGAACCGAAAGAGAAGGUGCCAGAUGUAAUCAAGCAAUCAUGUUGAUAACCGAUGGUGUACCUUUCAAUUAUAAAGAAAUUUUUGAAGAAUAUAAUUGGAAGGAUAAUCCUGACGAACCUUUGAAAGCUGAUAUGCCGGUUAGAAUGUUCACUUAUUUGAUUGGUCGAGAAGUUGCAGAUGUUCGUGAAGUGCAAUGGAUGGCAUGCGCUAAUCGUGGAUACUACGUUCAUCUUUGUACUUUGGCAGAAGUCAGAGAAGAGGUCCUCAAAUACAUUCCGGUGAUGGCGAGACCUUUGGUUUUAGGUCGUACGGAUCAUCCAACUAUUUGGACACCUGUUUAUGCGGACAUCACCGAUCCCAAAAUGACCGACUGGUUAUGGGAACAACGUGAAAGUGAAGAACAAAGGGAACGAUUUCUACAAUUCCAUAGAAAUAGGAAACCAUUCAACAUGGAGGAACAUGAUCGAAGAUUCGUUAAGAAACAGAAAAAAUUGUACGAGCAAAGUGAAGAUUAUCAGGAAUACAGAUUGAUGACUUCUGUUAGCAUGCCAGUAUUCGACAGACGUGAAAAUGCGAACAUCACAAGGCAGGUGCUGGUGAACGAAGCUUACUGGGUGACUGAGACAAGAGAGACACGAAUCGCCGAUCUUCUCGGUGUUGCUGGCACGGACGUACCAAUCGAGGAAAUAGAAAAAUUAAUGAUGCCACACGUGUUGGGUGUUAAUGGAUAUGCUUUCAUCGUAACCAAUAAUGGCUACAUCCUAAUUCAUCCUGACCUUCGACCAGUGUUCCAGGGUAUAUUAAAACCGGCAUACAACAGUGUCGAUAUGACCGAGGUUGAACUCUUGGAUCAAGACAAAGGACCAAGAGAAUUUGAUGAAGGAAUCAUUAUGUUCCGUAAUGAUGUGAUCAAUCAAGUUAACGGUAGUGUGACGUUUCAUACGAAGUAUCAUUACGAUGACAUGAAACGCGUUGGCCGAGUUCAACGUACGUACAAUUAUGUCGGAAUUUCAAACACCCCAUUCACGGUGGUUGUGAGUCUUCCAAUACACGAUUAUUCUGAAAACUAUCGUGUAUAUGCCACCGAAGAUAUACACAGAGCUCGUGUGAAGGGAAAAGACGUGACAGAUUACUUCGCGGGUAACAACUGGCUGGUACAUCCUGAUUGGUUGUAUUGCAAAUAUCAUUAUAAAGAUGAACACAAGUUCAAUACAUCAGAAAUGCAAUUGUUACAUUUUCUUGAACGUACUCGUCAGCCAGGUUGGAAGUGGAUCGACAUGAAACGAUCCCAACCGCCAGAGUUUGCCACGAGUUCCGGUCAUGGUUCUCAUCGUAAAUCUUAUCCCAAUCCUAACAAAACAGACAAAAAUUCCUAUUACUGUGAUAGAAGUCUUCUUUUGAGUCUGGUGUUUGAUGCUAAGGUAACCGAAUGGUUUGCGAAUCCCAGUACCACUCGCGAAGAAACAGGACCUUUAGCUAGGCUGAUGAAUCUGCUAACCAGGAAAGAAUUUCAACAACGUUUUGGUGUGACGCUUGCUUUUAUGGCUACUCACAAUGGCUUGACAAGAUGGCAAGAUUUUCUUUUGGAUGAAGAAGAUCCUAUACCUGACGAUCACUUUAGCAAAAUGUAUUCUAGAGCAAUAGAUGAGGUCUGGUACAAACGUGCUGUUGAACAACAUUAUGUUCAACCAGAAAGUUUCGUUUUUUCUGUACCAAUCGAUGACGAGGGAGCAGACAACACUACUUUGGUCACUGCCAGUCGUGCCAUAUUUAUCGGUAAUGGAAAAAUGAAAGCACCGGCAGCCGUUGUAGGAUUUCAAUUUCAACAUACAGCAUUGCAAGGUCUCUUUCAAAAUAUAACGUUCAAUUGCGAAGGACUUGGUAAUUGUCAAAAACAUUGUGGGGAUGAUACAUUGGCAUGUUAUUUGAUUGACAACAACGGAUAUAUAAUAGCUGCUGAAAGCGAGUACGAUGCUGGAAGAUUUUUCGGUGAAGUUAGAGGUCCUAUAAUGGCUGGACUUGUUAAGGAAGGUAUUUUUGAAAGAAUCCGAAUGUACGAUUAUCAAGCAGUUUGUUUCAAAAGUAAAUCUACUAAAAACGACGCCAGUAUUUUACUCACGCCUUGGACAAGCUUGAAGAAAGCUAUUACUUGGAUAGUUGGUCAAAUGACUUGGGCCUGGGUAAAAUCAGGAAUUUGGAAUUCCGAUUAUGCAUACGGUUAUGCUGAUCCUAACGAAAGUGACAGCAUGCAUGAGGAUUAUCAAGAGAAUGACAAAACACCGAUAGAUUCAAAAGAUGAGAAAUUGUUUAAUAUGAACGUUUUAAUCAAUAGGACACGUCCAGAAGCAUGCGAUCAAGAGGUGUACUUAUAUUUACGAAAUUCGUCCGUAAAAAAUCAUUACUUUGAAGUUGAUAUGGAAGAUGAUUGUACAAGACCCUACGUUGUACAACCGGUUAAUUUCAGCAAUAUGUUAUUAAUCGUAAUAAACACAGGCAUUUGUAGCGAAACAACUUCACCACCGUUAACCGUGAUACCUGAGGAAGUGAUUUAUGAAAAUAAUUCAUUGGUUUGUCAAAAGGCGUGGACAUUUUUGAAAAGAAAAAGGCCAGAAUCCUGUAUAAGGACUCAUCCAAGAGAAAGUGAAAUAAAGGAUCUCUGUGGAUUGGCAAGUUUGACAGGGCCAAACAAUUUUGUUAUAUUUUUGUUGCUAACGUGUAUACUGAUUAGGCAAAUUGUCUUUCGGUGCAAUUAAAUCUUGCUUUUUGGAUAAACGAAUAUAGAUAAAUUAAUAAUAUUAUUUCAUUGCUAGAUGAUAUCAUUUCAUUGAUAUCGAUCAUAUACGAUGAUGUCCUUCUUAAUAAGCAAAGAAGUGUCAAACCAGUGAUUAAUCUAAUGUCAAAAAUCUCUAGAAUCUAGUGAAAAAAACAAAAAAAAAAUGCAUCGACUUAUAUCUCGAUGAAAACGCUUAUGCUAGAAGCGACCCUAAGUUUCUACCUCUCUUUUCACACCCUGCUGAUUUGCAGCACGGCUUGAGAAAAUAAUAAUGGCUGAUAUAUAAUAACAAAUAAUAAUAAUAAUAA
Polistes dominula (European paper wasp) is the source of this 4547-nucleotide messenger RNA. It is a transcript of the gene stj, whose product is annotated as voltage-dependent calcium channel subunit straightjacket. Gene Ontology annotation, cellular component: voltage-gated calcium channel complex. Gene Ontology annotation, molecular function: voltage-gated calcium channel activity. The record is from RefSeq and is a predicted model, not a curated record. NCBI's taxonomy places the organism in Eukaryota, Metazoa, Arthropoda, Insecta, Hymenoptera, Vespidae.